Messenger RNA from Cryptomeria japonica (Japanese cedar), 1422 nucleotides. Its product is annotated as replication protein A 70 kDa DNA-binding subunit A-like. The transcript has a single exon. The record is from RefSeq and is a predicted model, not a curated record. Lineage: Eukaryota; Viridiplantae; Streptophyta; Pinopsida; Cupressales; Cupressaceae. Bases 1 to 1422 code for a protein of 473 amino acids.
AUGAGUGAAGAUACAUCAUCAUCGUCUAAACGUUCUCUUCAGUUUUCUGUUGAAUUACCAUCCCCGCAAAGUGCAACCUUUGAAAAUAUAAGCCCAAUCAAAAGUUUAAAUCCAUACCAAAACAAAUGGACAAUCAAAGGCAGAGUUACUCAUAAACGGUCUAUAAAUCCAUACAGUACAGCUACUAAGAAUGGCCACGUCUUUAGUUUUGACAUUGUCGACACUAAGGGAUGUGAAGUUCGAGUUACAUGUUUUGACGAAAUAGCUGAACUACAUUCUGACCGUGUGGAAGUGGGUUCACAUUAUGUCAUUUCUAAAGGGUCCAUUAAGGAAGCAAACACAAGGUACAACAAACUGAACAGUUAUUUAGAGAUCAUCAUGUCUGGUGCCUCCAUAUUAAAAUGUUGCGGCCAUGAAGAAGUACCAAAUCAAGAGCACUCCCCUUUCAUUCUUAUUAGUGAAGUUUUUCAGGUAACUAAUAAUACAUUAGUUGACAUCAUUGGUGUUGUUGUACACGUUGGAGAUAUCAUUCCAAUCCAUAGGAAAGAUGGCACUCAAACACAGAAGAGAGUUGUUAGAAUUAAUGAUCUCUCAGGGUCACCAAUUGAUAUCAACCUAUGGGGUCCAACAUCACAUCAAAGAGGACUAGAAUUAAAAAACAUGUUAACUAGUGAUAGUGUUCUUAUACUUGUUGUACGUAAUGCUCGGGUUGGUUAUUUUAAUGGUAAGGUUGUUAACGUAAUAGCUGCAACAACAUUACAUAUUAAUCCACCUUUCCUAGAGGCAGAACCCCUCAUAUUAAGAGGAAAUCUUCCCUUGCAUACUCCAUAUUUUUCUGCAGCAAUUACCCACAUUAAUGGCAAAUACACUAGAAUGACUAUUUCAUCAAUCCGUGAACGUAUGAGUGUGAAACCAGAAACUAUUGAAACCACUUUAUUGGUUGUUCUAAGAUUUGUAAACGUAACAAAUAAAACUUUAUAUUACAUAGCUUGUCCACUAAAAGUAAAUGAAAAGCCUUGUAAAAAAAAAUGCACUCAACAGGUUGAUGAUUCAUGGUUUUGUCCUAGAUGUGAAAUGACCAUGGCAGAAUGCAAUUACAGUUACCUUUUACCAAUGAAGCUACAAAAUGUAACAGGUACUAUUUGGGCUACUACUUUUGAUGAGGUUGGAACUCAAUUGAUAAAUAAAAUUGCAAAAGAGCUUUGUGCACUGCAAAAUGAUACGAUAACAACACAAACACCUUGCUCUAUGAUUAAUAAACUUGUCUCACAUCGCUACUCAUUCACACUGCUAGUUUCUACUAACACGUGCAACUCUGAAUCAAAGAUGAAAGUUACAAUCAACAAAAUCUAUUUUGUUGACUAUAAAUCUGAGUGUGAUGCAUUACUUGUAGAGAUUGCUUGCCUCUCUACACAAGCUUAG